AUGCCUACAUCCAUCCCCUACGAUCCCAGCCUCACUCUUAUGAGCGUUGUGAAUGAGCAAGCACUCAACAACGUCCUCGCGAUUGCAGCUCUCCAAGCCCCCGUCGACGCUGCCCAAGAUGCCUUGAACUCCUACAUUUCAUCCAAGCGUAGCUUGACCAUGACGCGGACCGAGCUUCGAAAUCUCCGGGUCAGCACCGAAGAUCUAGACAAGGAGCUCGAGAGGCUCAGCGCCAAUGUCGAGAAGGCUGCCAGUGACUAUGCAAAAGCCAAAAUGGCCGCUGAGCCUCAGAUCAUGGAGAAGCGGAAGAACGUCCACUCUGUUCACAAGCAGAUUGAGAGUCCUGUGGACUACAUGCGGAGCGAGAUCAAGACCAUGCCACUUGCCAACGACACCAUGAACAUGGAUGUGCAGUACUUUUCUUUCGACUCCAACUCCCAGAGCUCGGCUGCCUACAGCGCCCAAAUCGCCUCGUACGUGUCUGGAACUGUGGGCGGCGUUUUCGGGGCUAAGAAGUCCAUGGAAAUUGGCACCGCAGCAUCGCGUCAGGUCAGCCGCCAGGUCAGCAGCCACAGCAUCGAGGGGACUCUGGUGCUGUCUGUAAGCUGCACGCACAAGAAUGCAUCCAUCGUGGCGCCAUUUGUCCUGCACGUCGACAAGGCUAUCAAGGUGUGGAAUCAUCUUUUCCCCAACAGCAAGCUAGACCCUACCAGCGGGCCAAGCAUGAUGAAAUGUGCCAUGGAAGAGAGCAAGGAAGAUAAAGAGAAGUUUUCCAUCAUCUCCGGUACCACCUACGGGUCGAGUUUCGUCGGCAUGGUCCACAUUCUCAACUCGACGCAAACAUCUGCCUCAGAGUCAAUGACUGCCGCUGCCGCGUCUAUGCAGGCGUCCAUGGACGUGGGUGGUUGGUUUGCCAAGAAGAGCGGCAAAGUCGGCGUGGAUGCCAAGUUUGCCAGCGACGUCAAGAAUCUUCUCAGUCAGCAGAAUGUCCAGUCUCAUGUGACAGUCCUAACCAUGGGUGUUAUCCCUUCCAUGGUGGCCAAUGAGGUGUCCAAGACUGUGAAGGAGUUCACCAAGUUUAGCCCCGAGUCCAACAUGGCAGCCGUGGCCAGCAUCCAAAAUGCCACCGCCUCUAACCAGGCAUCUGUUCAAUCUCUAGCCGAGGAUGCACGAACAAGCGGCCAAGCCUCCGAGUUGCAGGGCAAGACGAUUGAGUCUGCUAUGAGCGCCUUGGCCGUCGUUGACGAAAGCAAGAACAAAGUUCUGGAUGUCAAUUCAAUGAUGACGGCCCUGGAUGAUUACUUGAAGAAGGCCGCAGAGGGCAAUGCUGGAAUUCCUAUCAACUAUUAUCUAAAGGAUAUCGAUCAGAAGAUGCUGGCGCAGAUGUGGGCAGCCAAGUAUUAUCCUGGCCAGUUUAUGGCUAUCAAAUACGACGACACGGAAGGAGGCCCAGCGACUGAGGGUGGAGAGCCCAAGGCUAAGUUGUGA
Messenger RNA from Clonostachys byssicola, 1488 nucleotides. Lineage: Eukaryota; Fungi; Ascomycota; Sordariomycetes; Hypocreales; Bionectriaceae. The record is from the annotation of a GenBank genome assembly.